Salvia miltiorrhiza (redroot sage) is the source of this 2948-nucleotide messenger RNA. RefSeq lists its product as uncharacterized. Gene Ontology annotation, molecular function: zinc ion binding; nucleic acid binding. Lineage: Eukaryota; Viridiplantae; Streptophyta; Magnoliopsida; Lamiales; Lamiaceae. Bases 402 to 1445 code for a protein of 347 amino acids. The record is from RefSeq and is a predicted model, not a curated record. The transcript is spliced from 2 exons.
UUUACGCAAGUGCGAUUAAGUAUGCUUAUGGAAUAAAUCCCUAUGAACAUAGAGCUAUUAAGUUAUGAGAUCACCACUACGACAGAACAUAGAAGCAAACGUAGAAGAACUUCGACUGUAUCUUUUGGUGGCUAUAGUGAAAGAAGCAAGAUAAGUGAUGCGUAUAGAAUAAUUUUUAAGCUCGUGAUUUUAUAGCCGCUAUAAAUCUCCAUGACUUAUACCUAAGUAUCCAGUUUAGAUGAUGAUAUAUUAUAUGCUUAAGAAUUGAUAUGACUCAUGGAAAUGAGAUGCUAAGGACCCUUAAAGCUUACUACAUCAAUGUUGUCAUUGGAGUUAUGACUUGUUUACAAGUUAGAAUAAGUUAACCUGUACAAGAAUUCUUUUGAGGUUUGUAUUAGAUUAUGCUAGAGUGUACUAAUUGGCACAUAUUUGAUACCAGAAUGCCGCCUAAGAGAGGACGCCCUGCGAGAAACAAUAACAAUCGCAGAAACCGUAACGCUGUACCCGAAGAACCACAAGAUGUUCGAGGACAUAACCUACCCCCUCCGCCCCCGACUAGGAGAGUCGAAGAACUCUUUUUAAGGCAAAACCCACCUACGUUUGACGGAACGAGUGAACCGGCUGAAGCUGAGAUUUGGGUGCGUGCAAUGGAACACAUUUUCAACUUUCUACGUUGUAAUGAUGAGGAGCGCCUAUCUUGCGUCUCUUUCCAACUAACAGGAUCAGCUGACUUCUGGUGGGAAGCACGUCGAAAAAUUCUGACACCUGAACAAUGGGCAAGUUAUACUUGGGAAGAUUUUAAGACGGGAUUAUAUGAUAAAUAUAUUCCGAAAAGCUAUAGGAAGAAGAAAGAAGCUGAGUUCUACGAGUUGAAGCAAGGAAAUAAAUCUGUGGUUGAAUACGACAAGGAAUUCUGCAACCUGUCUAGGUUUGCUCCCCAACAAGUGGACACAGAUGAGAAGAUGGCAGAGAAAUUUUGUGCCGGUCUACGGUACGAAAUUAAGAUGGCUCUAGCAAGUCACGGAGGACUCUCAUAUACGGAGUCUCUGAACAGGGCACUUGACAUUGAAGCCGCAAUGCCGUCAGACAAGUCAGCCCCACCAUUGAUCUCAACGCCAAACGACUUACCAGGAGCCUUACAUACUCUCAAAGGGAAGCGCAAGUGGGACAACAAUGAAGACAAUAUCAAUCCGAUUAAUAAGCAAGUAUGGCAAGAAUAUGAACGGGCCGAACAGUUUAUUCAACCAAGGUACGAGGCACAGACUAACCUCGAGUCAACUGGGGGUAGCCAAAGUCAGAGAGGAAUUUCACCUUGCCCAAAUUGCGGUAAAAUGCAUAGGAGUGUUUGUCGAGCUGGGACUAACGGUUGUUACAAUUGUGGUCAAAAGGGACACUACUCCACGCAAUGCCCCAACAGACAACGAGGUUCAGCAAUUGGGAACUAGAAAACAAGAUGAAGGAGAAAUACCCCGAACUGUUUUAACAAAGAUAUGCAAAUUUCGGGACGAAAUUUUUGUUAAGAGGGGUAGUAUGUAGUAGCCCGCUCUUUUAUUUAUAAUUAAAUCUAGUAAAUGCAAAUUAUUAUAAAUGAAUCCAGUUUAUGGUCCUGAUUUUUUUUAAUAUCAGAAACGGAGUUAUUAUUUUAGCGUUAUACUUUUAUAACGUAUGAGAAAAACGCGACGAUGAUUAUUGAGCCAUUCAAUAAUUAUUAUUUUCAAGUUAUAACUGACUUAGCAAAGUCAUGUUAUUUAUUAAUCGAGAAACGGAAGCAGUUAUAUUUUAUUAAUGCUACUAGAAGUCGAGGAUUUAUUUCCGACAGCAAAGCAGAUUAAAUCUACGGAUUUAAUUUAAGUUAUAUUAUAGUUUAUCAAGUUAGCAGGCAAGGAAAAAAAUAUCAAACAGAUACAAUAACGGAUGAUAGAGAAUAGAAGCCAGUAUUUUAUUACAGUUCACGAAUACAGUCUACUUCCCAGCUUGGGGAAAAUUGUAUAGUAUUUUACAAGGUUGAAUUUACCACCAUUUGCUUCCCCACCACUACACCUACUCUUACACUCCACCAACUUCUCCAUUACAUUUGUUUUUCUCCACCAAACAUUCCACUUACUUCAUUCCUUAUGUCAUACACCAAGCACCAGAAAGGGAGAUGAAGUUCCUGCUGCCAACUGCCAAGUAUCGAGAGUUCCUUUCCCCAUUUAAUUCAUAGCAACAGACAACCACCGACACCAAGCAUUUCAGGUAAAUACUACACAAUGCAAUUCAGCUAUCUUCUCAUCAUACCAUCAGACACAUGUUUGAGUAGGAAUAUAGAGAUGUAAACGGGUAUAUAUGCUUAUAGAUCCAGCAAGUCACACGCUCAAUAUACAGAAAUCAAUUUAUGUAAUUACAAUUCUUCACAUGAGUCAGAUGAUGAGAAUGCUUUUGACAUUUGCAAACCAUAGUUCCUAGUUUAAUCUCUAACUUUAUCAAAAUAGGAACACAGAACAGAUCCCUUUAACUUCAAACCACAAACUAUUGUUUAUAUACAGACUUAUACAAAGAAGAAGAGGAAGGUAGAACAAAGACUUAGCUUUAAGAUAUAGUGCCGGCUGCCGGUUCGGACGAACCAAGGGGACGGCGAACCCCUGCUGCCGUGACGAACACCGAGAACAAAAACGGCGAACUAUCGAUUAUCUCGUCUGCAUCAGAUCAAUGACAGCAAGUGAGACCGGUGGUCGACGGCGUCUGACUCGCCGGAGAUGGAGGAAGGCAGAGGAUGAGGCUGAGACGCCGAUUUAAGCGCGAAGUUAGGACUUUCACUCUGUUUGUUUUGGAGACCACCUAUGCAUCGUGUGUGUGAGACUCAGAGAGGAGAGGAACUUCCUCUGGCCGGGUUACAAAAUCGGGACGGCGGAAUCAGGCGAGAAAGCUCGCCUCGAUACUUCACAAUUCGUGAAAUCGAGAGAGAACAA